AGUUCCGCUUCGCAGACCUGCGGGGUCCCGAGAACUGCAGGCGGCACCACACGGAGGAGAUGGCCCUGGGUCGGCUGGUGGUUCGCCGGGGCCAGCCUUUCUCCAUCACGCUGCACUUCGGGAACAGGGGCUUCCAGCCGGAGACCGACCGCCUCGUCUUCGUCGCCGAGACGGGGCCCCGGCCCAAGAGGGAGCUGGGCACCCAGACGAGGAUCUCCCUGUCUCCGCCCGACAGCAGCGGGACCUGGGGGGUCGCCUGGCUCCCGGAGACCACGAGGUCCCUCGGGGUCUCCCUAGCGCCCCCCGCCGACGCCGCGAUCGGCCGCUACGGGCUGAAGGUGGAAAUCUCGGGGUCCAGACGUGUCCGGUCCCACUGGCUCGGGGAAUUUAUCUUGCUCUUUAACCCCUGGAGUCCCGAGGAUGAGGUCUUCCUGCCCAGCGAGCCUCAGCUGCACGAGUUUCUUCUGCGAGACCACGGGCUCAUUUACAAGGGGCACGAGAACUGGAUCACUCCCUCGCCUUGGAACUUCGGGCAGUUUGAGGGGGACAUUGUAGACAUCUGCCUGGAGAUCCUGGACCGGAACCUGAGCUUCCUACUGGAACCAGAGCUGGACUGUUCCCGGAGGGGCAGCGUGGUCUACGUCUGCAGGGUGGUGAGUGCCAUGAUCAACAGCAACGACGACAGCGGGGUGCUGCAGGGCAACUGGGGCGAGGACUACCGGGACGGCGUCAGCCCCUCCGAGUGGAACGGGAGCGUGGCCAUCCUGAGGCAGUGGCACGCGGCCAAAGGCCAGCCCGUCAAGUACGGCCAGUGCUGGGUCUUUGCUGCUGUCAUGUGCACAGUGAUGCGGUGCCUCGGUGUCCCCACGCGGGUCGUCACCAAUUUCUGCUCGGCGCACAGCGGGGACAGGAACCUGACCAUCGACGUGUUCUACAACGACGCCGCCGAGAUGCUUCCCGGGGAGAGCAGGGACCGGAUCUGGAAUUUCCACGUCUGGAAUGAGUGCUGGAUGGCCAGGAGGGAUCUCCCGCCCGGCUACGGCGGUUGGCAGGUGCUGGACCCCACGCCCCAGGAAACCAGCAAAGGGGUCUUCUGCUGCGGUCCGGCCUCCGUCAAGGCCGUCAAAGAAGGGGACAUCCAGCUGCCCUAUGACACUCCAUUUGUGUUUUGCGAAGUGAGUGGGGACGAAGUCACCUGGCUCCAGGAGGCCGGGGAAGUGAAAGAGAUCCUCUCCCACAAAACCCACUCCAUCGGGAAGAGCAUCAGCACCAAGAUGGUGGGUGCGGCCGAGCGGCAAGACGUCACCGACGACUACAAGUAUCCGGAAGGGUCCCUGGAGGAGCGGACCGUGUACCUGAAGGCCACCCGGCUGCUGAUGGGCGGAAACCUGCCCGCCACCCCCAUGUACCGGCUGCUGCAGACGACCCCGGGCCCGGAGCCCCCGGUCCGCCUGAAGCUGGGUCUGGCUGGAUCCCCCAAGUGGGGCCAGGCCGUGGCCCUGCAGCUGAGAGCCAGCAGGUCCUGGGCCGCCCUGCCGGAGGCGGGCCUGCUGUUCCUGGGGCUGCGCUUCAGCGCUCAGGCCGUGCUGCACGUGGGAGGGGUCCAGGCCCCACUCUGGAAGGGCAAGGCGGUCCUCAGGCUGGCCCCAGGCGAGGAGAAAGACCUGCCCGUGAUCCUGCCCUACGAUAACUACAAGGAACGCCUGCUGGCAGAGAAGGUCGUCCGCAUCUCCUGCAUCGCCCACGUCGAGCUGACCGGGCGGAAGCUGCUGGUGGUCAAAGUCAUCUCCCUGGAUAUCCCGCAGCUGACCAUAAAGGUGGGCGGCCCGGCCGUGGUGGGCCAACGCCUGGAUGUCUCCAUCCACUUUACCAACACUCAGCCCGAAGCGCUGACCGGCUGCUCGCUGGCGCUGGAGGGCAGCGGCCUGGUGGAGGGGCUGGUGUCCGCUGCACUGGGCACGCUGGAGCCCGGCAGCAGCACCGUGGUUGAGCUGGCAAUCGUCCCGCUGAAAGCCGGGCCCCGGCAGCUGCAGGCGCUCAUAACCAGCAACGAGAUCAAGGAGAUCAAAGGCUUUGAGGGCGUCUCCGUGGCUCCGGAUCCGACCGGCGGAGACCCGCCGUCCUCCCUCUGAGCCCCUCCUCGGCCCGGUCCCCCUCCUCGCUGCCCCACUCCCGCCCCCUCCUCCCCAGUGGCCCUGGAAUCAGACUUGCGUGUUUUCGCGGAUCAAGGAGGGGCGGAGGGGCCACCCGCUUCCCCGCCAUCUUCCCCGUGCUCCUGCCUUCCCUCUUCCCCCAUCCCGAGCCUCCCCGGCCUCAAGGAGCCAGUCCCCUCGCAGCCCCCAGACGCCCCCCCAGCAGCUGUGGACGGCACAACUUCCCAUGAGCGUCCAACCCUUCCCCAGCCUCGUUCGCGCCUUCUGCCGCGCCGACUCUAAUCCCGCUGGAGGCCGGGAGCCCCGCCUCGUUUUCCCCGUUGGGCUUCGGGACGACGGCCGACCCGGCCGCCCCCUCCCCGCGGGGAGCGCGCCGGACAGCCCGCGGCGCAACCCAGCCCCGGGGACCGGGCCGGGAUCCGCGGCCUGCCCCUCUCCGGCGCCUCGUCCCGGCCCCGGCUCCGGCCCCGUCGGCCGCCGACCCCCGGGAGUCCUGCCCUAGGCGCUCCAGCUCGGGAUCCGCUUCCCGUUUCCCGAGCACCGACCUUGCCUGGAGUAGCCAGGCCCGAUGUCGCACGUGACAUCGCGGGCCGCUCUCGUCAAAACCUCCCUCCGUCGACAACGUUCCGGGGUCGCUGUGAGAGACCCCCCCCCCCCAAACCCAAAGCCCCCGCAGCCCAGCCGGGCGGCCGGAGAACGAGCAGAGACGUCGAACUUUCCAAAACGUCCGUUUCUUCGUAACUGCCGUCCUCCAGCGAUGGGACCAAGCCCCUCCGGCUCCUCGGGGAUGGUGGCUUCUGUCACCGGUGAUCCGGGGGCCUCUGGGCCCACGGCCCGUGCCCGCUGCAGGAAGAGAAGCCCGCGGCACCUGAACCGAGUCUGCGUCAUCAGUCCGGGACAGACAAUCCGGUCGCCUCUGGAACCUCUGGAAGGUUCACACGUCAGCGUACGAGCGGGGGGUCACGCAAACUCUCGUCAGAAGGCGGAGGAAUCGACGCUAUUUACGCCGGCAGACGAAUUCCUUGGAGAACGGGGUCCAGCCCAUUCUCGUCUAGAUCAUCUAGAGGAAGCAGGAACUUGCUCGUCUCGCGGGAUUCGGACUGGGAGCCGAGGGGAAGAGUUGGGGAAGCUCUUGGGGCUUUGGAUUUCUUUGGCUACAAAAGGCACGUGAUUUUGUGGCCGGGGUCUUCGGGCUACUGGAUCAGGCUUGGGAUGGCGCACCCUAGCCCGAGAGGUCAGUGGGAUACUUUAGUAAAGAGGACUUGUCGCCAGCCA
This is a messenger RNA of Ornithorhynchus anatinus (platypus), 3428 nucleotides long. It is a transcript of the gene TGM7, whose product is annotated as transglutaminase 7. The record is from RefSeq and is a predicted model, not a curated record. Gene Ontology annotation, biological process: peptide cross-linking. Gene Ontology annotation, molecular function: protein-glutamine gamma-glutamyltransferase activity. NCBI's taxonomy places the organism in Eukaryota, Metazoa, Chordata, Mammalia, Monotremata, Ornithorhynchidae. The transcript has 12 exons. The coding region runs from base 60 to 2132 and encodes 690 amino acids.